GGGCGGGGCGCGCAGGCGCAGCCGUGACGUCGUGCUCAGCCGCCGAGCUCCGCGAUCGUUUCGUGCCCGGUAGCGUUGGGCGCCGCCCGGGCCGCGCCGCAGCGGGCCGGUGAGUACCGCGGGGCCUCCCCGCUCCCCCUCCCGUCGCGCCCGCCUCCUCCCCGGGCUGCCGGCCGCUUCCCCGCCCCCGGUAGCCGUAGGGCCGCGGAGCCCCGGCUGCGCUCUGCCCCGGGACCGCCUCCGUGCCCCCGCCCGCCGCCUCACGGCGCGGCCUCUCCCCGGCGCCCGGAGCCCCGCCGGCCUGCGGCCUCCGCCCCGCCGCUCCCGGCCCUGCCCUCCGCCCGCGGCGGUGGCGCGGCACGGCGAGGCGGGAGCCGCUUCUUCCUGGGCCCGGGCAGAGCGCCGAUCGCCUCCGCACGGCGUCUCCCUCAGUCCGCCGCGUCCCUCCGUGCGCGCGGGGCCGCAGAGCAAUAGCGUGGCUGGGGGGAAGGGGCCUUACGGCCCACCCGGUUCCACCCCGUCCGUAGGCAGGCACGCUCGGUAGCGGCCCGGUGGGACUGCCCAGGGCCCCUUCCGGCCCGGCCUUGGGCUCCUCCAGGGAUGGGGCGCCCGCAGCCCUCUGGGCAGCUGUGCCAGUGCAUCGCUGCCCUCCGAGUGAAGAAUUUUCUCCUUAUACUUAAUCCAAAUCUCCCCUCUUUUAGUUUAAGACCGUUACCGUUCAGUCGCUCUCCGUCCUUGUGCGAGUCCCUCCCCAGCUUUCCUGUGGCCGCCUUAGGUACUGGAAAGCCCCAGUGAAGUCUCCCAGAGCCUUCUCUUCUCCAGGCUGACCGAGCCCAGCUCUUGCGGCCCCUCCUCGAGCCCUCGGCCUCCGUGUGGCUUCCCCUCGACAGCUCUGUGCCCUUCUGGUGCUGGGAGCCCGGAGCUGCUUUGGAGGGUUGGGUGGUGCUGCCUGGGGAAUUUGGGCACGGCGGCUGGAUGGUGGGCUAACAGAGUGCAGCCACGCUGCUGAGCGCUGCGAGGGUGGGGAGGCUUUGUGUUUGAGGAGCGGACGCCAGCAGGCUCGCAUCUGGAGCUGGGGCUCUCCUCGUGCUGACGGUACUUCUGAGAGCACCUCGAUGACUUCGGUUUUUCAAAGCCCGUGUCAGGGUUUGGUUCUGGGGGCCUGUCAGUGAGCAGAAGUUGAAGCCCGCUCCCUGGCUGCAGAGCCCCGGCCCACGUGCUGCCGCCUCGUCCGGAGUGAAAUUCCUCCUCGAAACACACUUCCUCGCACAGCGUUCUCCGGUGCUGGUGAUGUAAUGGGCUGUGCUGGCAGGUGUUCAGCCUGACUGCUGCUAAGCAGCUCCAAAUUAUCCAAGUGAAACGCGUUAAUCCCAAGUUAUUGCAGCUGAGGAUUCUGUUGCAUCUCCCCGAGAUGAGAGCCGAAUCUCACAGUUCUACCCUGCUCGUCCCGCUGGUUUAGGGGGGGAGAUUCUGCCUUGCCGGUGGCUCCCUAGGAUGUAAUUUCUCCCCAGCUUCCACCUUUUGCUCCACCACACGUCCAAAUGGGGUUGUUUAUGGGAUCGUCCUUCCAGCACCGAUCUUUUAUGGGCUAUAAAACACGACUACAGCCUUGUCCAGAUUGAAGUGAGGAGGUUGAUCAACUUAGCGGGCUUAAUCUAAUCAUCACCUCCCGCAAGGCGUUGUUCCUUAGCAGAGGACUUUGUUCUCACGGUUCCUGAGGUCAGGCAGGAGGUAACUGGGUGGAGCGGGGCCAAAGGGAGACCUUUACCUCUGAUUUUAGACAAAGGCUUUUUGGGGCGUUCACCCCUCUCCUGCUGCACCCGUUGUUUCUUCCGCUGGCUGCUGCCUCUGAGCACCGGUGGCGGGAGGGCUGGGUUUGUGCGUGGAGGGAGGUGCAGACACAUUGCAUGAGAUGCUGUUCUUCCCCGCUUGGUCCGCAAAAUGGGGCUAAUCCCAUGUAAACCGCUGAGAUGGGCAGGGGAGGAACGGGAGCGAUCCUGCAUCUCAGCAACUGCUGCCCGGGCUGUUGUCUGUGUCUCAGGAGUACCUCUUGGUCGCUGUGCGGGGUUUGUGCAGCGAGCUCAGUGCAGAGGAGCUGGCUGGGACGUGUUUCUCAUCCCGUGAGUGGAAGGUGCCAAGGCUCGGGACUACAGAGCCAGCCCUGGGACUGCCCGCUCCGUGCAGAUCCUGGGUGCAGGCGAUGAAAACAAGGUGGGAACAGGUGAGGUGUGGCAUUCUCAAUGUUCCUGAGUUAUUUGAACGAACAAAUGGAUUAAUGAAGAGCAACUUUACCUCCCCCCCACUCAGUACAAAUGGAGCGGUUUGGAACAUACUGAGACCUGCCCACGCUCUGCUCGGGCCAUGGGCAAUACAGACUUUUUCAGCCCUGCUUCCACCGUCGCUCGUCUUUUGGGGGUAUAAAAGCCCUCCCUGAAAGCGUUCCUUCGCAUCUCUGCUGUUGUGCUGCUCAGGAAUGGUUGCCACAGUGAGGAUUUGGUGUUGAUUCGCAACAGCUGAGUGGCAACGAAGCCCCUGGAAAGGCCCAGAGGGUCAGGAGAAAGGAACAAGUAGGAAGAGGGUGAAAACGCACGAUCCACUGGACCUUCCCCUCCAGCCCCCCUCACAAAGAAAGGAUUUACAGCUCAACCUUGCGCCAGCUGUUCCUCGGCUUUAACAGUCAAGAGAGAAAUAAAUAAAAUUAAAUGGCCACCGCCAGGCAGCCAGCCUAGAUUCUGGUGAAAUCAGGGAGAGUGCUUCUGCACCGCCUCCGGGGAGGAGGAGGAGGAGGAGGAGGAGGAGGCACGGCGGCGCUGCAAGGAAGCCGGGCAGAUUGCUUGUGAGACAGCGGCCGGAGGGGGCUGUGGAUAUCAGAUUGAAAAGGAGAAGUGGUUUCCCCGAGUGGCUUUUUGCAAGAAGUUUACCGCUCUCUUGCUCUUUCCCAGGGUGCUCGCACGCUACAACGCCUUGCUCCUGUCCCAGCACGGAAAGCUUACCUUCGUGGCUGGUGCAAGCUGCAUGGGGAGCUGCUUUUUGCACGCUCUCAAGGGCUCUCGGCAUUCCUGCCCCAACAGCUGUUUUAAAUCCAAAUCCAGUUCUCUGCGCUGAAUUUUUUAAUGGUUUUAAGUCUCCCUCCCUGCACACCUGAACUCCUGCAGGGCAGAGAGUAGCGUGGACUCCUCAGGGCCUCUCGCUCCGGAGACCGCAGUGGACUUCUGCAGUCGGCCUGCUCUGCUCAGAGCCCUCUCCAGGAGUGACCCGGGAGGCUGGGUCGUGCUUUGGCCCCUUCCCUCUCCCCUGCCCUUCUCGCCUUGCUCUGACUCCAGCUGGGCCUGGGCUAUGCUGCAGGGCAGAUCCCCCACCAGAGCUCCAACAUGCCAGCAGCAUCUGGAAAGAGGUUCAAACCCAGCAAAUACGUUCCGGUCUCGGCUGCUGCCAUCUUCCUAGUGGGAGCCACCACCCUCUUCUUUGCCUUCACGUGCCCUUGGCUCAGCCUCUACGUCUCCCCAGUCAUUCCCAUCUACAAUGCUGUCGUCUUCCUCUUUGUGCUGGCCAACUUCAGCAUGGCCACCUUCAUGGACCCAGGCAUAUUCCCACGAGCUGAGGAAGAUGAGGACAAGGAAGAUGACUUCCGAGCCCCGCUUUAUAAGACAGUGGAGAUCAAGGGCAUCCAGGUGCGCAUGAAAUGGUGUGCAACCUGCCGCUUCUACCGGCCGCCGCGCUGCUCCCACUGCAGCGUCUGCGAUAACUGCGUGGAGGAGUUUGACCAUCACUGCCCCUGGGUGAACAACUGCAUCGGGCGGCGCAAUUACCGUUACUUCUUCCUCUUUUUGCUGUCACUCACUACGCACAUCAUGGGGGUGUUCGGCUUUGGUCUGCUCUACGUUCUCUACCAGGCAGAGCUCUCUGGUGUCCGCAUGGCCGUCACUAUGGCUGUGAUGUGCGUGGCCAGCUUGUUUUUCAUUCCUGUCGCUGGCCUUACUGGGUUCCACGUGGUGCUUGUGGCAAGGGGCCGCACUACCAACGAGCAGGUGACAGGCAAGUUCCGAGGUGGUGUCAACCCCUUCACUAAUGGUUGCUGUAAGAAUGUGAGCCGGGUCCUGUGUAGCUCUCCAGCCCCCAGGUACCUGGGGCGCCCGAGGGCUGAGCAGACAGUGCUGGUGAGACCCCCCUUCCUGCGGCCCGAGGUGUCAGACGGCCAAAUCACUGUCAAGAUCAUGGACAACGGUAUCCAGACAGAGCUGAAGAGGACGAAGUCCAAAGGAAGCCUGGAGGUGACGGAGAGCCAGUCUGCUGAUGCCGAACCGCCACCCCCACCUAAGCCAGACCUCAGCCGCUACACGGGCCUGAGGACACACUUAACCCUGGCCACCAAUGAGGACAGCAGCUUGCUAGGCAAGGACAGCCCCCCGACACCCACCAUGUACAAGUACCGGCCUGGAUACAGCAGCAGCAGCAGCUCAGCUGCCCUGCCCCAUUCCACCAGCGCCAAGCUGAGCCGAGUGAACAGCCUGAAGGAGCCCAACUCCAUCGGCGAGGGCGGCCGCAAGCCCAGCUACCGCUCAGAGCCGAGCCUGGAGCCUGAGAGCUUCCGCUCGCCCACCUUUGGCAAGAGCUUUCCCUUUGACCCGCUGUCCAGUGGCUCCCGCUCCUCCAGCCUCAAGUCAGCCCAGGGCACGGGCUUCGAGCUGGGCCACCUGCAGUCCAUCCGCUCCGAGGGCACCACCUCCACCUCCUACAAGAGCCUGGUGAACCAGACGCGCAACGGGAGCCUGUCGUAUGACAGCCUGCUCACGCCUUCCGACAGCCCCGACUUCGAGUCGGUGCAGGCCGGCCCCGAGCCCGACCCACCCGUGGGCUACACGUCGCCCUUCCUCUCGGCCCGCAUCGCCCAGCAGCGAGAGACCGACCUGCACGGCCGCUUUGCCGCCGCCGUCUCGCCCAAGCACGUGCCACCCCGCGAGCCCUCACCCGUGCGCUAUGACAAUCUCUCCCGCCACAUCGUGGCUUCCAUCCAGGAGCGGGAGAAGCUGCUCCAGCAGCCGCCCGCAGCGGGCAGGGAGGACGAUGCGGGGCUGGCGGACUCGGGCAUCCAGUCGACGCCAGGCUCCAGCAACGCCCCCCGCACCAGCUCUUCCUCGGACGAUUCGAAGCGCUCGCCUCUGGGCAAGAAUCCGCUUACCCGCCCGGCCCCUCCCCGCUUUGGCAAGCCUGAGCCCUCCCACGCGCUGCGGGUGCGCUCCCUGGGCUCCCCUGAGCAGCCCACUGCCCCCCACUUGGGCAAAUCUGUGUCUUACAGCAGCCAAAAACCAGCAGCGUCUCAGGCCAGCGUCCCCGAGACCGAGGAGGUGGCCUUGCAGCCAUUACUGGCACCAAAAGACGAGAUGCAGAUGAGAACAUCCUACAGCAAGUCCAACGGGCAACCCAAGAGCCUGAGCUCGGCCACCCCCGGCUCGGGAUCCGUGCCUGUCAGCAGCCCCACGCGUGGAGGAGUCAAGAAGGUCUCUGGCGUGGGGGGCACCACGUAUGAGAUCUCAGUAUGAGGGGCAGAGCCGCUCGCCCGCUCACCUCCUGGCUGGGCACCCGCUUGCACCAGAGGGCUCCGUGGGCACGGACGCUCUGCAGCCCCCAGCUGACGGGGACGAGGAGAUGGGCCGGAAGCCCCAGGGCUUUUUUUCUCCCUUUUUCCACCCCUCCCUGGGACUCGGGCGCCGACUCACACCCCGGCAGGACUGUGUGGGGCAGGGAUGCUGCCCUGGCCAGGUGUGGGGGCCACGGGGGGGGGGGGGCCGUGUCCUGCAGCCUCGCGCCGUGCCACCGUUGGCCGGGCAGCCACUUGUGGGCCUUGUGCAAUCAAUCGCUCGCCUAGCGUGGUAGGAAUGGAUUGUUUUUAAACCAGAAUAACUUUUUUUUAUUAUUAUUGUUACGGAUUCUAUUUUUUUUCUCUUUCUGAGUUACCAGGUGUGUGUAUAUAUAAAUAUCUAUAUAUAUAAAUAUAAAUAUUAAAAAAAAAAAAAAAGAAAAAAAGCAGAAAUUAUAUAUCUUACCCAGAGAGAGGAAGAAACCACCCAUUCCCCUUCCCCACCCGGGCCACCACCUCACAGGGUCCAGGGCCCCUGUGCUCAAGGGACAAGAAGGGGGAUAUGCUCAGGGGCUCCUGGCACCUGGGGGUCACGGGGUGCCGAUGCCACACUGGGGUCUGGGGGAUCCUGGACGCCCCCCCCCCCCCCCCCCCCCACUAGGUUCUAUCAGGCUGUGCACUCCCCUCCUGGGUGUUUGGAUUUGGAGCCCCUGUGCCUGGCAUCUCCCCAGUGGCUACAGAGGUGGUGCAAAGCAGGCGAUGGCUGGGGGAGCUGCUGGCAUGCAGGAGCAGGUGAGGGCUGCAGCCUUUCUGCACCUGCUGUAUAUUUUGGUUUUAUUUUUUUUAGUGUUUCCCCGGGGUUGUGUUUAAUUUCUUCUUUUUUUUUUUUAAGUGGGUGAUCAGGUUUUCUGGCUGUCACGUGGUUGUUUUUAUUUCCAUUUGGGGAAGAGGAAGGCCAGUGAGGCACAUCCCUGUCAAGCAAUAUUUUCUCAUCACAUGCCAAAAAUGCAGCCAAGGAGCCCAGUGCUGCACCGCCACCCCCAACCCUGCUGGGGAGCCCACCUCGCACCGGGCCCACGCAACUUCACGCACUACUUGACUCUUUCUCUAUGGCAAUAUCUCUCCUGUGGCCUCCGCAGAGCCAUGCCAUCGGUUUUUUUUAUUAUUAUUAGCCAUUUUAAAAACGAGGAAUAAAAGGAUAUUUAAUGAGCCGCUUCA
Molecule: messenger RNA, 6796 nt
Organism: Gallus gallus (chicken)
Lineage: Eukaryota; Metazoa; Chordata; Aves; Galliformes; Phasianidae
Gene: ZDHHC5
Product: zinc finger DHHC-type containing 5
Exons: 13
Coding region: 3372-5540 (722 amino acids)
Biological process (GO): protein palmitoylation
Molecular function (GO): palmitoyltransferase activity
Source: RefSeq, a predicted model, not a curated record